AUGGACGGUAGGUUCUCCCCCUCUGCAAACUACGAGUUCGCCGGCUGGCGCUGGAACGCGGCCAAGCUCGGCCCUGAACAAGAAAGUCCCUUUAAAGAACUGUAUCAACAGUACAACACGGUUCCCUGCAACAUCCAAUCCAAGCGUGCCUUUUACUACGAUGUUUCCUCCAUCGCCGACCAAGCAGACGACCUCGAAGACUUCCAUCGCAGGCUGGCUGUCCGGAGUAACCAGCGGCUGCAGGAGCUGCGGGAGAUUCGGGAGGGUAUCAUCAGACAUGCGCCGCACCCUCUCAGCCGCGGGCAUGACGAUCCGGUCCACACAGCUUUUAUAAGCUUGUGCGGCAACAUGUCCUUCGAGAACCUGCUCCUUUACGUAAACGCGCAUUACGGCUCGGGCGUCUACGGGCCUGACUUUAUAAAAGGCAUUGAUCCCCGAAUUUACCCGCCGCCGCCGCCGCCCCCUUGCCGUGACCCAUUCGACCUUUACGACCCAAGCUUGUGGGCGACGGCAACGCGUUCAAGCAACCGUGUAGACAGCCACCAUCGGCCCCGGGCUCUAGCGCGGGAGGUGUUAGACGAGCUUCCCGGCAUGGCCUCCCUUCCGGCGUUACCUCACGACAUGACCUCCCUUCCGGCGUUAUCUCACGACAUGGCCUCGCCUCACGACAUGGCCUCGCCCCACGACAUGGCCUCGCCCCACGACAUGGCCUUGCCUCACGAUAUGGCCCCGCCUCACGACACGUCGGAAAACCCUCCAAAGACUGCAGGCUCAAGUGCCUUGUUUCCGUCCGAUACCCACAAUAGAACGACGGGAGCUUCCGGCCCAGUUCGUUUCUCUAAAAACCGGCCGCCACCACCCGUUCCCAACCUUCAGCUUCGCCCGGUCGUCUAUGCCGAUAAAAGGAACCAAAGUGGCUAG
Messenger RNA from Gaeumannomyces tritici R3-111a-1, 921 nucleotides. RefSeq lists its product as hypothetical. Lineage: Eukaryota; Fungi; Ascomycota; Sordariomycetes; Magnaporthales; Magnaporthaceae. The record is from RefSeq and is a predicted model, not a curated record. The transcript has 4 exons. Bases 1 to 921 code for a protein of 306 amino acids.